Molecule: messenger RNA, 1710 nt
Organism: Aspergillus brunneoviolaceus CBS 621.78
Lineage: Eukaryota; Fungi; Ascomycota; Eurotiomycetes; Eurotiales; Aspergillaceae
Exons: 1
Coding region: 1-1710 (569 amino acids)
Source: RefSeq, a predicted model, not a curated record
AUGUCGACUUGGCUCCCUUUUAUUGUUGCCCACGUAAGGGGUUAUUUCGGGGAUAAGAGCCCUGUCCAGGAUGAACCAGGAUAUUCUUGCUUGCUAUCAGAGACUCAGACUGAUCUGGCCGGCAACACCCCUCGAGAGUCAUUCGACGAACAACAAGAAGGGUUUCCAGCUGCAACUCCGACACGCAGGGGUCAUUCAAACCCGAUCAACGAUCAAACAUGGGAGAAUUGGGCGAAGCAAAAGACAGGUCGUUCUUACAGAGCGCCUGAAAUACCAAAAGAGCCGCAUGGCUCUCCAUAUCAGAAUCAGGAGCCCUAUGGACUGCCAUCCCCGAAUGGUAGCAUCAGUGAGGAGGGAGGAACCCUAGUGCCCUCGGCGUCAGAGUACGACUCCGACGCAGAGGAAGCCGAUGUGAUACAAGUGAAGCAUCUCGAUCAGGACGAUAUGAUCAAGAAAAUGAUCGAAGCACUAGGCAAAAGGUGUGAUGAUCAGCCAGGAUAUGUGUACACGUUCUAUGAUCCAGAAUCUGAACCUAGCAAUCCGUCUGUGAAGGUCGGCCAUACAUCGAAUCCCAAAGGACGAGAAGACCAACACAAAACAAAUUGCAAGCGCGAAAACUGGGAACUGAAAUAUGGCGACUCCUUCAGAGGGUACAAAUGUGUGGAGAGACUGGUCUUGAUCGAGCUACACAACCGGCGAUCUAAUAAUGUCUGCAACUGCGGGACGAGGCACAGAGAGUACUUCGAUGUUGACAUAGCUCAUGCGUCUGGACUCAUCAAAUCUUGGCAAAUCUGGCUGCGAACGUAUGAGCCAUAUACCCGUGGUGGAGUAUUGAAGACUGUCUGGCAAGACCGACUGGACUUGUUUCAAAGCCAGUCUUCUAAGUUUUUCUUGUGCGAAACGUGCAAGGUCAACCGGACUUCCACAUCAGACCCGAAGGCAAAAGAUUGUUGCAUUCGAGCAGGAUGGGAAGCAUGGACUAACCCAGCGCGGGCCAGGUACAGAUACCAAGCAUUCCUUGCUCUAAUCAAAGACACUCGCACGUCUCACUCUUUGACAAGGCCCGCCAGGUUCCUUUUGAUAAUCAUAUGGGCGAGGCUUCUCAUUUCCGCCAUAUUUUAUGGCGAUUUACCCAUCCCAGCAUCGUCGGACGCAAUAUCCGUGGUGCAUGCAGCAUUUUUGUCGCUUGGAGUAGUCUUUGACCUUCUUGUCUCUGCUAUCUUGUUCCUGUGGGUAUCAUUUGCGCCGAACCGCGAGAUAGCCCGGACUGAAGACACUGAAGCAUCCGAGUCCCCUCGCAAAGAGAGUAAAGCCGGAGCGGAUUCAGUCAAGAAGUCAUGCACUACUCCGACCAAGUGUACUAGGAAGAAAGCUGCGGAGAAAACACCGCCAUCGACUCCAAAAAGAAUCGAUACAAAGACACCCAAGUCUUCUCCAGCCCCUCAAGAAGAUAUGGAACUCAGAGCGAGGCUACGUCAUGAGCCGUCUGCUACUCCGAUCAAGUCUCCUAAGACCAAAGGUGUUGGCAAAAGAUCGAGAAAGGUAUUGGAUAGUCCUCCGACGACUGGGAACGAGAAACCAGCCACCAAUGUCAGUAGUAACAUGACACCUCCGCACCACUCGGGAACAACUUGGCCCAUAGAUACCUCGACUCCCCCUGCACUUGGCAAGAUACUUGAGCGCUCAUUUGACUCCAAUCAGGCCAGGUAG